Molecule: messenger RNA, 250 nt
Organism: Galeopterus variegatus (Sunda flying lemur)
Lineage: Eukaryota; Metazoa; Chordata; Mammalia; Dermoptera; Cynocephalidae
Exons: 2
Source: RefSeq, a predicted model, not a curated record
GAACGCCCAGCCUGCUUCCAAGUUUAUGUUGGCGGGUAGGGCAGAGACGGCAGCUCCAAGUGCAAGAUGUUUUCACCGUGGCACCAGAGUUUUGCUCCUCAGCGGGAAGAGCUCUUUCUUUCUCAAGCAUUUUGGUCCCCUCCUCUUAACCUGGCACAGAACCUCACCCUUUCUGGGACACAAUGAAUAUUUGCUGCUUCACAUCAGUAAAAUUCAACUCGCAAUGUCUCUCCCGGGGAUCACCUUUAAG